This is a messenger RNA of Pygocentrus nattereri (red-bellied piranha), 1776 nucleotides long. RefSeq names its product CD27 molecule (gene cd27). The record is from RefSeq and is a predicted model, not a curated record. Gene Ontology annotation, molecular function: transmembrane signaling receptor activity; protein binding. Gene Ontology annotation, cellular component: membrane; external side of plasma membrane. Bases 124 to 846 code for a protein of 240 amino acids. Lineage: Eukaryota; Metazoa; Chordata; Actinopteri; Characiformes; Serrasalmidae. Gene Ontology annotation, biological process: apoptotic process; immune response; signal transduction. The transcript is spliced from 6 exons.
UCAUAUUCCUCAAGAUCUUCUUUUUUGGUUUACACUUCUCUUUCUGCUGUCUUUUGGAACGCUCCUCUGCUGAAGAUAUAUUCCUUUUCUGAUUUCUCACUGGUGGAUUUAAGUCAUUCAGAGAUGCUGAUUCAGUGGUGCUGUGUUCUACUCUUAACACCCAUCCUCUCUCGUGUCCAAGCACUGGCCUGUGAUGAGGCUACACAAUAUGAAUGGCCUAGGAAUAAACCCACAGUGUGCUGCAAUAAAUGCCUACCAGGAGAGUACCUCAAGGAGAGAUGUGAGCAAAAUCAAAAUACACGAUGUGGAGCAUGUGGAGAAGGCUACUACAUGGACAGAUACAAUUUUGAAAUGACAUGCCGCUUGUGCACUGACUGUGCCAAAGAAAAUAUGAAGUACAACCAGACCUGCACUAAAACGAGAGAUGCAGAAUGUGAGUGUAAGAGCGGAUAUAAAUGCAGUGGUGAACGGUGUGAAAGCUGUGUGGACGAUUUAGCAGCAAAAGCAACAACAAUAAUAACAACACCUAUAAAACCACCACUACCAACUGAAACAAGAAACACAGCUGUGACCAAAAAUAAGCCUACUUUUGCACCCGACAAAGACAAUGUGUGGAUCUCUCUGAGUCUGUCUUGUGCGUGUGUGUGCAUUCUGCUUAUCUGUUUCAUUCUCAUCAGCAGACGCACACCUGCAUGUGGAUGGGCCUUGUCUUCAUCGACUGUUUGCUGUUUUUGGACCGCCGAGAAGAGCUCAGUGGAAUCCAGCCAGUGCACGGAAGAGGAGGAGGUGCCAAUGCCGGUCCAGGAGGUGUGUGGAGGAAAGACGGAGUGGCAGGAAGAAGUCUGAGAGAGAUGGAUGGAUGAGCAGAGAGGGAGGCAACAGAUUCCACAUGAGAGUGUGGGUGGAGUAUGAACUGUAACAUGCACUCAUGAACAGAGUGAGAGACACACAUGCAGUCUCUCUAUUGUGAUCUUCAGAGGGAAGGAACAAGGAGAAAGGCUGUGAUCCAUUCUUCAUUAAGGGAGUUUGACUGCACACACAUACAGAUACACAUGUACAUGUGUAUGAGUAAGACAUUUUAAUAAGAUUUUAUAAGGGUAACAAAUAGAUGCUUUUGUUGUUUUUUCUGGGAGCUCAAAGUCUGGAUUUGAAGAGCUUUAUUCCAAGAUGCUGUAAUGACUUUUUGAGAAAUUUAAUGAACAGUGUAUAAUUUCUCUAAUAAAGGCGGUAUUAGUCUAUAUAAUAUAGCACUGAUAUUCUUAUAUGGGGGGAAAAAGGCCACUCUCAACAGCAAAUAUAAUUAAAAAAAAAAUCCUGAAAGUGGUCCCUAAUUUUGAGAAUUCUUCAGUUUUGAUGUUCUUCAUUCUGGGGCUUGUAGGCUUUUUAUUCCUUUUUUCAUUUUUACACAUAAAAGAAAUAUCAGUGCUUCAACUGUUAAUUUUUUUGAAACCUCAUCCAAAUCUAAAUUCAAAAUAUAAAUGGAUAUGCAGCAUAAUUUUUAUUUUAUUAAAUUCUAGCAUGAAAAUGUAAGAAAUUAGAUGAUAAUUAAUGUUGACUACAGAUAGAGAGAAAAGUGGGCGAAUAAAAACAAUGCUGUGUUCAUACACAGUCAAACAUUCACUCUUUAAAAAGCUCUGCAGUUUUGCUGUUCUGGCUGGUCAGUGCCUUCAAAACUCAGAAAUGUUUAACCUUUUUGUAAAACAUUCAGUGGUGUCAAAUGUUUUUUUUUAGCAGCCAACCACCCAGAUGAGAAUAUGGGUGGGGGGUUUCCCAGGA